GCCAGAAGCUCACAGGUAGGAGCUGGACCCAGGAGCGAUCCGGGUUGGGCGUUCUAGCAGGUUGGGGAGGUUAGAGUGGAAUUGGGUGCGAGCCUGGCACUACCAGAGCAAGGUAACCGUCUCUGUAAAGUGGAGAUGGGUGCCGAAGACACUGCAUAAUACGCAGGUGUGAAGAACUACCGAAAGAAAUGAAGUAAGGAUGGAUGUGGGGCCGUAGGAGCCUUGGACCGGCACUCGCGAGAGCCUGGCACAGAGCAGGUGCUCGCUGACCGCUCGUUAAGAGUGAGCGCGCUGUGCCCACCAAAUGGAGCACUGCCUGUGUGUCCUUUAAUCCUCAGGACAGCCCAUCGACGUGGCACCUUUCUUUAAAAAUAUCUGCUUUCAGAAGGGAACUAAGUCCAGGCCAGGCCACGGUCAGGCUUGGCUUUCACCUUGCUCUCCUUUCCCGCUCCCCACCUUCUCUCCUGCCCAGUCCACCCCACCGUUGCACCUGCUGCUCCUUCUGCUUGGCCGUGCCUUCCUCCAGAUCUUUCCUUGCCUACUUCCUACUGUCCUGUCUCCUCAAAAAUGGGACUUCCUCAGGCCCGCUGCAGGCCACCGGACACCUUUUAAAAAAUAACCUUGGUACUAUGAGCGCCUCAAGCCGCCUUGUUUGUUUUCCCCUCUCUUCCCCUCUGGAACGCGAGCUCCACGAAGGCAGAGACCGCCAAGUCUCGUCCACCCGCAUCCCCCGCGUCUCGUACGCGGGAGGCGCUCGAGAGACUGCAGUCUGAGCGAGCAAGCGGCUCCGGACGGCCAAGUCCCCGCCGCGGCCUCGCAGGUCAGCCUGUUGCGUUCGGUCUGAGCGCCUCUCCUGUCGGACACUCGCACCCAAGACGCCGGGGCACAGAGGAGGGGUCGCUGUUCGAUCCCCGGACCACGCGGACCGAGGUCGGCAGGUCGCCAAGUCGGGCUGCUUUGGAGGCCAAGCCUUGCGGUCGCCGUGCCUCGGGCCACACCUGCUCGGCCCAGCCACCUUAAGCCGCGCAGCCUGAGGCCCCGCCCCACGCAGCGGGUCCCGGCGUCCGUCGCGCGCCGACGCAGAGCUCCCUGGCCAGGGUGGGGCCGGCGGGCUCCGCGGCUGGCGUCUUCCGGGCCCGGGUUUUGCCGGGCAGGUUCCGGAGACCAUGGAGCCCCGGGCGGUUGCGGAUGCCCUGGAGACUGGCGAGGAAGACAUGAUUACGGAAGCUCUACGAACGUACAACCGGGAGCACUGCCAGAGCUUCACCUUUGAUGAUGCCCAGCAGGAGGACAGGAAGAGACUUGCAGAGCUGUUGGUCACUGUGCUGGAGCGGGGCUUGCCACCCUCACAUCGUGUCACCUGGCUACAGACUGUCCGUAUACUGUCUCGGGACCGUUGCUGCCUGGACCCAUUCACCAGUCGCCAGAGCCUACAUGCACUAGCUUGCUAUGCUGGCAUCUGUGCCUCCGAGGCAUCUGUCCCAGAGCCCCCAGAUAUGGAUGUCAUACUAGAGUCCCUGAAGUGCCUCUGCAACCUCGUGCUCAGCAGCCCUGUGGCACAGACACUGGCAGCAGAGGCCCACCUGGUGGUGAGACUGGCCGAGCGUGUGGGGCUGUACAGCAAGAGGAGCUUCCCACAUGAUGUCCAGUUCUUUGAUUUAAGGCUCCUCUUCCUGCUAACAGCACUCCGCACUGAUGUGCGCCAGCAGCUAUUUCAGGAGCUGCAUGGCGUGCACCUACUGACCCACACAUUGGAGCUGACACUGGGGGUGACCCCAGAAGAGAGCCCUCCUGAUCUCCUUCCCCCACAAGAGACCGAGCGGGCUAUGGAGAUCCUUAAGGUGCUAUUCAACAUCACCUUUGACUCUGUCAAGAGGGAAGUGGAUGAGGAAGAUGCUGCCCUUUACCGGUACCUGGGGACCCUUCUGCGGCACUGUGUGAUGAUUACUGCUGCUGGAGACUGCACGGAGGAGUUCCAUGGCCACACAGUGAAUCUCCUGGGGAACUUGCCUCUCAAGUCUUUGGACGUCCUCCUCGCCCUAGAGCUGCAUGAAGGCUCCUUGGAGUUCAUGGGAGUGAAUAUGGAUGUGAUUGGUGUCCUCCUCACCUUCCUAGAAAAGCGUUUGCACCAGACCCACAGGCUAAAGGAGAGUGUGGCUCCUGUGCUGAGUGUGCUGACAGAGUGUGCCCGCAUGCACCGACCGGUCAGGAAAUUCCUGAAGGCCCAGGUGUUGCCGCCUCUGCGGGACGUGAAGACUCGGCCUGAAGUGGGAGAGCUACUGCGUAACAAGCUUGUCCGCCUCAUGACACACCUGGACACGGAUGUGAAGAGGGUAGCUGCUGAAUUCCUCUUUGUGCUGUGUUCUGAGAGUGUACCCCGAUUUAUCAAGUACACAGGCUACGGGAACGCCGCAGGCCUCUUGGCUGCCAGGGGCCUCAUGGCAGGUGGGCGACCUGAGGGCCAGUAUUCAGAGGAUGAGGACACGGACACUGACGAGUACAAGGAAGCCAAGGCCAGCAUCAACCCAGUGACUGGGAGGGUGGAGGAGAAGCCGCCCAACCCUAUGGAGGGCAUGACAGAGGAGCAGAAGGAGCAUGAGGCCAUGAAGCUGGUGAACAUGUUUGACAAGCUCUCCAGGCACAGAGUCAUACAACCCAUGGGGAUGAGUCCCCGGGGUCACCUCACAUCCCUGCAAGAUGCCAUGUGUGAGACCAUGGAGGGGCAGCUCUCCUCAGACCCUGACUCAGAUCCUGACUGAGGACGACAGCUCUCCUGCUCCCCUCCAGAACUGGUGCUGCUUCCAGAGGCAUCCUUGGGGCCUCAGCCUGGGGAAGCCACACCCACCUCUCCAGCAUGGAGUCACUUUCUCUACCCAAGUUCUGUUAGUGCUUUGCCUGUGGUCUGAUUUCUUAUACUUAGGACCUCAGUGGUCUUAUCCUGCUGUAACCCUGGGAACUCAGCCUUGACUUCCACAGAUGAAACCAUGUCUUUGAUAAGUGCUGAGGGUGCAGGGGUGGUGGCUGAGGGUAGGCCCAUCCUGGCACACAGGCUAGCAUGCCUUGGGAGGCUGGGCUUAGCAGGGAGCACACAAGGCAACUGUCUGGGCUUGGCAUUCUGACCAAGCUAACAUGUGGGGCACACACUACCUUUCACAAGGGAAGGAGUCUGCUAGAAUAUGUGAAUAUGUCAGGAACACUGAGCACCCAGGUAAGCUCUGUUGUCUAUCCCACUGAGCACAGGGCUGGCAGCCUCUUCUUUUUUCUUGGCCCUGGCUCAGUCAUGCUCUACAGUAUCCACACAUCUGAGCUCUCACUGGUUGACAACCGACUCAGUCCUACCCACUGGCUUAGACUAUAAAUACUUAUAUCAAGGUAGACACCCCUCAUGAGGCUGUAAGUUGAAAUCUCAAGAUUUCUAAAAGCCACAAAAACAUCACAGAAUAAAGAGUGGUUUCAGGUGAGA
Molecule: messenger RNA, 3463 nt
Organism: Sciurus carolinensis (gray squirrel)
Lineage: Eukaryota; Metazoa; Chordata; Mammalia; Rodentia; Sciuridae
Gene: Ric8a
Product: RIC8 guanine nucleotide exchange factor A
Exons: 10
Coding region: 1167-2759 (530 amino acids)
Biological process (GO): G protein-coupled receptor signaling pathway
Cellular component (GO): cytoplasm; plasma membrane
Molecular function (GO): guanyl-nucleotide exchange factor activity; G-protein alpha-subunit binding
Source: RefSeq, a predicted model, not a curated record